GUGGGGCGGCGGGAUUUCCCGCCUUGGGUGUAGGCGGCUCGAGCUGCCCCUCUUGCCUUGGUGGGCCUUCUUCGGGCCCGGUGUUGUUGGAAGGGCGUGGCGGGGCGGGAGGCUCUCUGUUUUCCCACUUUACCCUCCCUACGCGGGUUCCUGGAGGACAGUUCCGGUCCGGCCCGGGGGUCCCUUGGAGGGCGCGGGAGGGACUCGGGGCAGCCACCGCCUUCCCUAGCCGACCCCUUUCGUCGCCUCAGCGGCGCGGCCGCAGGAGUUUGCUUUUGAGGUGGAAGUCCCAGGAAAAAGAUGGCAUCAGGAGAUUAUUGCUUACCUGGAGAGGGCAUGGAAUUACUCCAGCAAGUAUGCAGCAAACAGCUGCCACCCUGUAACCUGACUGAAGAAGACCUCUUGCAGAACCCUCAUUUUAGCAAGCUCCUGCUAAGUCUCUCUCAGUACAUGGAUGAGAGUGGUUUAAGCACUACCCUUGCAGAAGAACAAGCUGAGGCAUGGAAGGAGGUCCGACUGCAAAAGACAGCAUGGCUAAGGUCAGAGAUUCUGCAGAGACUUAUACAAGAAAUGCUUGUAGACUAUUAUGUAAAGACACAGGACACAAAUCUCACCCCAGAAGAUAAGAAGUUUCAUGAAUCCCUUGAACAGACAUUACUAGUGACUGAACUGACUCGACUUUUGGAUCCAAGCCAAAAGAAAGAGAAGCCACCUUUGCUGGGCCUGGAGAAGUCAGACUUGCUAGAACUGAUGCCCCCUUCAGAGGAUUUUGUGAGAAUGAGGGAGUGUCUGCAGCCAAAAAUUGAGGAACAACUGAAGAAGAAAUGUUUCACUCUGCUCUGCUACCAUGAUCCUAGUUCAGAUUCUGAUAGUGAAACAUUGAAAGCAGCAAAGGUAUGGCAGCUGGCAGAUGUGCUGACAAGUGAGAAGCAGGAAAACCAGAAUGCUAAGAAACAGCAGAAGGAACAAACAGUACUACUUGAAAAGCAAAGUUCUACCUAUUCUCAGGUACUCCUUAGAUGUCUUUCACUGCUACAGAGACUUCUUCAGGAACACCGGCUAAAAACACAAUCAGAGCUGGAUCAGAUUAAUGCCCAGUACUUGGAGAUCAAGUGUAGUGCCAUGAUUCUGAAGCUAAGGAUGGAGGAGUUACAGAUUUUGUCAGACACUUACACAGCUGAGAAGGUAGAAGUUCAUCGCCUCAUUAGGGAUAGUCUGGAAGGGGCCAUUCGCCUACAGGAGCAAGACAUGGAGAAAUCACGCCAGGUCUUGAGCACUUACGAGGUGCUAGGUGAGGAGUUUGACAAGCUGGUGAAGGAGUAUACCCAUUUAAAACAGGCAACUGAGAACAAGCGCUGGGCUCUUCAGGAGUUUAAUAAGUCUUACCAUUGAGUUUUGCAGAAAUUAAGAACCUCAGUGGCAUACAUUGUUCCUGUUCUAUUUCUCCUAUACAAGUAUUGCCUUCUCACUUCUCAAAAUGGGGGAUGAGACACACCACUCAUACAGUAAGAACUCUAAUGGAUGAGGCAUUCUCUUAGUUUCUGUCCUGUCCUUGCCUCCUCCUAGGAACAGAUUUGCACAUUUCGUGGCCUCUUAAGAAAACCAGUCUUGCCUUUUGCCCAAUUGUUCCCUAAAUAAAAUGAUGAUAUGGUUUCCUGAGCUACUAGUAAUUUCUUUUGGGCUAAAAUGGAAAAAAGAGGUAGUGCAAAAUAGUGAAUAAAAAACUAGCUGCCUUUUGAAUUUGUACUAAUUGGGUUCAAGUCCCAACUUUGACACAUACUUGUUAUGUAGGUACCCAGUUCUGUUACUAUUUCAGUGUCCCAGACAGCUCUCAGAAGACUAUAAAUUACAAAGUAGUUGCUUAUCACCUACAUUGGUAGGACUAAAUUUCCUUCUGGAAAGUUCCUCAUGCUUAAAGUAUCAUAGGUUUAGAACAAUUAAAGAAAAUAAAAAGGUGACAGCUUUCAAAAAAAAAAAAGGGGGGGGCGGUACUUGUCCUGUGUUGGUUGAGGAAGAUGGUCUGACAGUUGUGGAGAGAUUUAAGAGUAGGAAGGAGGAAAAAUUAACCUUCCUAUGUGAAAUCUUGAAGUAUUUUAUUCUGAAGAUUGUAUAACUAGGAGUAAAAGCAGAUUUUUGCUUUUACGAAACUAAAUCAUUGAAAUGAGUAUAGAACUCCUCCCUACCCACCUCCAAGGAUUGUAGGAACUAUUGCUUAAUACGACCAUUUCUUUAAGAAACAAAAAAAUCUGAUCAACUGGUCCUACUGAAAAAGAAGCAACGGUGCAAGCCUUUUUCUAAUUUUACUAUAUGUAUUAUAAAUGGAGUAUGCUACUGAUUGUGUCUGUAGAGCCAGAACAAUAGGUAUGGGAUAAGAUUAACCUCAACAACUGGAUCAGACUAGCAAAGGACAAGUACCUAAAGGGAAAUGGGCCCUGUUUUUUCGGAGAACCAGAAAACCAGGAUAGAGCAGUAAAGAGCACUUUCAUUCAGAAGAAUACAUCAAACCCAAAUUACUACCUAGGUAAGGUCAAGUAUUGGCUGGCUCCUUAUAAUAGCGGUGAGAAGUAAAUGAAGCUGGAAGGUUUUUAAUCAAGAUCACAAAUAUAAUAUGUUGGGAAUUAAAGGCAAAAUAUCACUAUAUUACCUGGAAAAUUAGAAACCAAAGUCUGGAAAUGGAAACUCAAAAAUAGAUGUUGCUUCUAGGUUUUAUAACAGUCAUCAUUUAUGAAUCAAGCACUCAUUACACAUGUAUGUUGUGAAGUUACAAUAAAAAAAAAUAAAAGAGAAUUUCUACCUU
This is a messenger RNA of Sarcophilus harrisii (Tasmanian devil), 2797 nucleotides long. RefSeq names its product HAUS augmin like complex subunit 4 (gene HAUS4). NCBI's taxonomy places the organism in Eukaryota, Metazoa, Chordata, Mammalia, Dasyuromorphia, Dasyuridae. The transcript has 10 exons. Gene Ontology annotation, molecular function: microtubule minus-end binding. The coding region runs from base 301 to 1392 and encodes 363 amino acids. The record is from RefSeq and is a predicted model, not a curated record. Gene Ontology annotation, biological process: centrosome cycle; spindle assembly. Gene Ontology annotation, cellular component: HAUS complex.